Molecule: messenger RNA, 1089 nt
Organism: Alternaria arborescens
Lineage: Eukaryota; Fungi; Ascomycota; Dothideomycetes; Pleosporales; Pleosporaceae
Product: Nucleoporin
Exons: 3
Coding region: 1-1089 (362 amino acids)
Biological process (GO): RNA export from nucleus; transcription-dependent tethering of RNA polymerase II gene DNA at nuclear periphery
Cellular component (GO): nuclear pore
Molecular function (GO): ubiquitin binding; RNA binding
Source: RefSeq, a predicted model, not a curated record
AUGGCUCUUUUCGGUCAAGCGGCAGCUCCCGCUGCAAGCUCCACUACAGGCGACACCAGCAAAGACGUCGAGGUGCCCGCCGGCCAAGUACCCAGCGACAGCAUAUCUGACCUUCAAUUCUCGCCGACCAACGAUUUCCUUGCAGUGGGAAGCUGGGACAAGAAGGUCUACAUCUACGAGGUCAACGGCAACGGUGCGCAAGGAAAGUGGAUGUUCGAAUGCCCGGGUCAUGUUCUGGGUCUGGGAUGGUCAAAGGAUGGCACUCGUAUUGCAGCCGGCGACUCAACAGGCAUGCUCAACAUUGUCGACUUCCGCACCGCCCCUGCCAGCGGUACCGUCCCUGCGCAACAAGCCAAAGCCCACGAGAAUGGCAUCAAGUGCGUCCGCUGGUUCCAGACUGGAGGUCAGGACUACGUCGCCACUGGCUCUUGGGACAAGACCGUCAAGUUCUGGAACCUCCAAGGCGCUGAGCCAGUCGGUACACUGACGUGCCAGGAGCGUGUCUACAGCAUGGACGUCAAAGAUCAACUGCUAGUCAUCGCGACCGCUGAGCGCCAUAUCCACAUGGUGAACCUCUCAAACCCCACAACUAUCUACAAGACCAUCACCAGCCCUCUCAAGUGGCAGACAAGGGUUGUGAGCUGUUUCUCGGAUGCGACUGGUUUUGCCGUCGGCUCCAUCGAAGGACGAUGCGCUAUUCAAUAUGUCGAAGACAAGGAUACCAGCCUCAACUUCUCAUUUAAGUGCCAUCGCCAACAAGACCCCGCCAACCGCGACAUCGCCAAGGUCCACUCAGUAAACGCCAUAUCCUUCCACCCACAACACGGCACCUUCUCCACUGCAGGUUCCGACGGAACUUUCCACUUUUGGGACAAGGACGCCAAGCACCGCCUCAAGGGCUACCCCGAGGUCGGCGGCAGCAUUGUCGCAACAGGAUUCAGCAAGGACGGCAACAUCUUCGCCUACGCCGUCAGUUACGAUUGGAGCAAGGGCUUCGGUGGCAACACACAAAACUACCCUAUCAAGAUCAAGCUUCACCCCAUUCUCGGGGAUGAGUGCAAGCCGAGGCCGGGAAGCAAGAAGAGGUAA